UCUAUCUUUUUCUUUCAGAGUUCAUUUAUCUUUGUCAAAAGUAAAGGGAUUAAAAAUGCGUCUCAACUGGGGCCGCUUGCUCUCUACAGCGGCAAUUACAUCAGUAGUUAUUGCCGCAACUACUUCAAGCAAGACCCUCAGCGACAUAUGCUCCAAAUCUGUUGUACAAGCUGCUUUGCCCUCCGACAUCAUCCAGGGAAUCACAAUCGACUCAAGCUCAGUCACAACGAACAUUGUCACGAACAGUUCUGUCACUAGUAAUUUCUUUCCGGACUCUAUUAUUAACUUCUGCAACGUGACAUUUGCCUACUCGCACGAUGGAAUCACAAAUGACCGCGUUCUUCUCGAAAUCUGGCUGCCGGCAACAGCUCAAUUCCAGAACCGCUGGGUAUCAACCGGCGGUGGCGGCUACGCCAUCAACUCCGGCGACUCGUCCAUCCCUGUUGGUAUUAUCUACGGAGGAGCAUCUGGCAUGACAGACGGCGGCUUCGGUAGCUUUUCGAAUAGUGCCGAUACGGCUAUGCUUCUUGCUAACGGAACUCUUAACUAUGAGACCCUGUAUAUGUUUGGGUACAAAGCACACUGGGAAUUGAGUAAGAUCGGCAAGGCUUUAACUAAGAACGUUUUUGGUUUGUCUGGUAGUGAUAAGCUAUACUCUUACUAUCAGGGGUGUUCUGAGGGUGGCCGAGAAGGUUGGAGUCAGGUGCAGCGCUACGCAGGUGAGUGGGAUGGAAUUGCUGUCGGUGCCCCGGCCUUUCGUUGGUCGUUCCAGCAGACGCAGCAUUUAUUUUCGAAUAUAGUUGAGAAGACAUUGGAUUACUACCCACCACCCUGCGAGUUGGAGAAGAUCGUGAACGAGACUAUUGCCGCAUGUGAUCCUCUGGAUGGCAAGACCGACGGUGUAGUCUCAAGAUCGGACCUUUGUGCUCUUCACUUUGAUAUCGAAAGCGUUAUUGGCAAGUCUUACUAUUGCGCGGCGUCGAGCGGCGGGCCCGGUCCGUUCAAGAAGUCCAAGAGACAGUUUGGUGGUGGUGGCUCAACCCCUACACAAAACGGCACCGUUUCUAGGAAGGGUGUUGAAGUUGCAAAAACCAUCAUCAAUGGACUACACGACUCAGAGGGCCGUCGGGUAUACUUCUCAUACCAACCCGGCGCGGACUUUGAUGAUGCACAGACACAGUACAAUUCCAACACUAACACAUGGGAACUCGAUAUUGAUCAACUAGGCGGCGAACACAUUGCUCUACUAGUGUACAAGAACGGCACAACUCUGGACUCGCUUGAUGGAGUAACGUAUGACACCUUGACAGAGUGGAUGGUUUCCGGUAUGUUGGAAUACGAUAGCACUCUUCAGACUACCUGGCCCGAUCUCACUCCAUUCCAAAAGGCCGGCGGAAAGGUUAUUCAUUUCCACGGUGAAGCCGACCCAAGUAUCCCUACUGCGUCCUCUAUUCGGUACUGGGAAUCAGUCCGUCAGAUCAUGUAUCCUAAUAUGACAUAUCUGGAUGGUGCAAACGCUUUAAAAGAAUGGUAUCGUGUUUAUACUGUACCCGGUGCUGCGCACUGCGCCCCUAACCCAUUAAUGCCCAAUGGUCCUUGGCCGCAAACAUCUCUGGGUAAUCUAAUUGAUUGGGUUGAAAAGGGAGUCACGCCGGUUACAUUAAACGCCACUAUCCAGCAGGGAGAGCAUAUCGGUGACAACCAGCAGCUGUGUGCGUAUCCUCUACGUCCUCUGUGGAAGAGUAACGGCACUAUGAGCUGUGUUUAUGAUGAAGCAUCAAUCGCCACAUGGAACUAUGAUCUCAAUGCAGUUCCUGCUCCCGUAUACUAG
This is a messenger RNA of Talaromyces proteolyticus, 1831 nucleotides long. Its product is annotated as tannase and feruloyl esterase family protein. The coding region runs from base 56 to 1831 and encodes 591 amino acids. The transcript has a single exon. The record is from RefSeq and is a predicted model, not a curated record. NCBI's taxonomy places the organism in Eukaryota, Fungi, Ascomycota, Eurotiomycetes, Eurotiales, Trichocomaceae.